CUUUUAUUCUCUAUUUGCAUUUCAAAUGGCUUACUUUGCUUAUAUCGCCCUUGAUUGGGAGAUAGGUCGAAGCCGCUGCGCAAACUAUAAGUAGAAGCUCAGACUCCAGAUCAGGAACCAUUUCCUUCCCCAACUGUCAAUUGCAGCACAGUAUUCUUGGCAACUCGUUUGUUUGUACCAUCGCCAUGUCUUCGAACGCCACACUUCCGGACCUAGCCAAAGCCGGCAUCAGCUUGCCAAAUACACCUCUAAUUAGAGGUGCUUUGGGUCACCUCAAGAAAUACACGAGCCCGACCACCGUUAAUCACUGCAUCCGCAGUGCAUACUUUGCCAUCUUACUGUCGCGCAAGAUCCCACGCAGCAGCUCCGAACCACUCGACGUCGAGCUGAUUGUAUUCUCGACUAUCAUGCAUGACUUGGGCUGGGCAACCGACAAGACAUUGCUUUCCAAAGACAAGCGUGUUGAGGUGGAUGGCGCAAACAUGGCCCGCAGUUAUCUCGAAGAAGUCAAGCUCUCAAAUGGUUGGGACAAGCAUCGGACUCAGUUGAUGUGGGAUGCCAUCGCAUUGCACGCCACGCCAUCUUUUGCACUGCAUAAAGAGGCUGAAGUAAAGAUUGCGCAUAUUGGCAUCAUGGCUGAUUUCUGGGGGCCGAAUUACCCUGGUUACCCAAUCACGAUCGAGGAAAACAAAGAGAUCGUGGACGCCUUUCCUCGUCUUGGUUUCAAGGAGCAGUUCCUUGACAUCAUGUGCGGUCUAUGUGCUUUGAAGCCUGGAACUACGUACGACAACUUUGUGGCCGAUUAUGGUGUUGAAUUCGGGCUCGAUGGUAAGGGGACUGACAAAGAAGAUUUUGCGAAGAAGCGUUUCGCGCUGAGUUCUCCACAAAUAUUUUACCCUGCCAUUGGUUCAUAUGAACAAGAUGGGGAUUAA
Molecule: messenger RNA, 932 nt
Organism: Mollisia scopiformis
Lineage: Eukaryota; Fungi; Ascomycota; Leotiomycetes; Helotiales; Mollisiaceae
Product: metal dependent phosphohydrolase
Exons: 1
Coding region: 186-932 (248 amino acids)
Source: RefSeq, a predicted model, not a curated record